Molecule: messenger RNA, 1221 nt
Organism: Rotaria socialis
Lineage: Eukaryota; Metazoa; Rotifera; Eurotatoria; Philodinida; Philodinidae
Source: the annotation of a GenBank genome assembly
AUGGACGACAUUGAUGGUUUUACAAUAGUCGAUGAGCUAGGCUCAUCAAACGAACAAACAUAUGAGAUGAUAGAUGUAGAUGAUACUACUGAAAACGAUACGAAUACUAAGAAACCAAUAACACCUAGUGCUAUUGUACCUCCGGUUGUUUCAAAAACGUUAGCCGAUCAAAUCCCUGAAGUUGUUCAACAACACACACCGCAUUUUGGUAUCAAGUCACCAGAAUCAAAAUUGCCAGAUUUGCCAAUCAAAACAAUUACUCCUAUCACAUUGCCAGUUGAAAUUCAAAAAACAGUACCAUUGGUAAUUCCACCAGUACCACCUCUACCAAGACCUCCAGUUGCACAACGUUAUGGUGAUGCUGCUUUUAUUCCUCAUAGUUUAGAUCAAAUGAGAGAUUUAGACGAUAUUAUAAAUACAUCAAGAAAUGAUCACCAAAAUACUUUGAAUGCUAGUAUUCGACAACAACAAAAACAACAACGAGCAAUUCAAACAACAUUUGAGGAUAUGGCGACCGGCUCAGCUUUUAGCAAUGUACUUAAAGCAAAAGAAGAUUUACAAAAAUCGCCCGAACAGUUAGAACAAGAAAAACGAUCAAUAAUUGCACAACGUGUACCAGCAUUAAAUCUCGAUGGCAAUGGAAAAGAAGAUCUUAUUGAAAAAGCAAAACAAUUUCAUAAUCUUCUUCAACAAUUACAUGGUGCUAUUUAUGAAUUAACUGAACGAUUUGAACGACAAAAAUAUGAUAUGGUCGAAUUAACUGAACGUGCUCGCCAAAUAGAAAAAGGCAAAGCUAAAACACGUAAAUCAAAUAUUGUUCAUACUGGUCUUGGAGGUGGCAUUUUCGCUGGUGUCAAUGACGUAACAGCAAAAGCACCCGCAAAAGUAUCACUUUUCAGUCGAUACGAACGUUUAACUGAUCGUCGUACAUAUAAAGAUCGUCGUGAUGUCUUUGCUGUACCGAAGCCAUCAACCUAUGUAGCUCAUGAAAAUGUUAAAGGUAAAAUAAGUCUCAACGCACCUGCUGGACAUUCAUCACGAAAACCUAAACAAAUUGCUAAAAAACACGAAUCAGAAGAAAAACAAGAAUCAUCACCACCACCUGCUGAAGAAGAGCCAGCAGAAGAACCAGCAGCAGAAGAACCCGCACCCGAAGAACCUGAAGCUGAAGGAUCAGCUGCUGAAGAAGAAGCUCCAGCCGCAGAGGAAGAAGAAGAAUGA